Messenger RNA from Pogoniulus pusillus (Red-fronted tinkerbird), 412 nucleotides. RefSeq names its product SEC61 translocon subunit gamma (gene SEC61G). Gene Ontology annotation, molecular function: transmembrane protein transporter activity. The transcript is spliced from 4 exons. Gene Ontology annotation, cellular component: membrane; Ssh1 translocon complex. The record is from RefSeq and is a predicted model, not a curated record. Gene Ontology annotation, biological process: protein targeting; post-translational protein targeting to membrane, translocation. Bases 106 to 312 code for a protein of 68 amino acids. Lineage: Eukaryota; Metazoa; Chordata; Aves; Piciformes; Lybiidae.
GUGCCUUAUGAAAGCACUUCUGCAAAGUGGAACUGUCUUUUGGAGUCUGGUUAGGCUGGAACGUGACUUUUUAGGUUGUCUUAAGGCUUUAGAGAUUUGGUCAUCAUGGACCAGGUAAUGCAGUUCGUGGAGCCCAGCCGGCAGUUUGUGAAAGACUCCAUACGGCUUGUGAAGAGAUGCACCAAGCCUGACAGGAAAGAGUUCCAGAAGAUUGCCAUGGCGACAGCGAUUGGCUUUGCCAUCAUGGGAUUUAUUGGCUUCUUUGUCAAGCUGAUUCACAUCCCAAUCAACAAUAUCAUUGUAGGCGGCUGAAUGUUCAUCAUGAAGAACAAGACACUGUGACACUUGCUGCAAAGAUUUCACUGCUUUGUAACCUGUUUGCUAUUAAACAAGCUUAGUGUGGGUUUUCAGA